Penicillium pulvis is the source of this 2538-nucleotide messenger RNA. RefSeq lists its product as uncharacterized. The transcript has a single exon. Bases 1 to 2538 code for a protein of 845 amino acids. Lineage: Eukaryota; Fungi; Ascomycota; Eurotiomycetes; Eurotiales; Aspergillaceae. The record is from RefSeq and is a predicted model, not a curated record.
AUGCGACCGGCUUUGACUCGAUUGUUGAAGAGGCCGUCCGCGCUUUCAAUAAUCGACAGCCUCGCCGCAUCCUCAAUCGGGAUCGAGCAGUUGGAGUCCCGACACGCGCGCCUUCGAUGUCAAUCACAAUGUGCCAAUCGAUCCUCACUAGUGGACGACAAUGACCCUAGCGCUUCUAACCAGAAAAUGAAACCCUUGUGGCCGACCAGAUCGAAGAAAAAACCGCUCAGUUUCUCCGUCUACGAUAUUGAACCCAGCCCUCGAUCUGAAGAACCUUCCUUUUGCGACAACGAUUCGACUCUAGGCGGGGCUUCGGAAAGCCUCGUCAAAUCACUACGCUUGAAACCAGAAAGAUUGGAAUUUGAAUCCGACAUUGGCCAUACAAAUGACUUUGGAACACGAUUAGUGGACCUCCCGGAACACAGGAAUAAUUUUGAGCUUUGGGAGGAACUACUUCGGUUUCGCCAGCGCCACUACGGAGAUGAGGGCACUCAGGUGAUUUGGGAAGGAUUGACAAACCGUGCAGGUGGAGUAGAAUUGCCGCUCACGGGGAAUCGUGCAGAUUUCUUCUGGCAAAGUUUCGUGGACCUAGGACUGACACGGGAGAUAUUCCUGAAGGAUGUCCUAGACUACGCAAUAACUCUUGGCGGCAGUGGCGGCUGCUGCUGGCCGCGGCUUUAUGAAAGAGCUGUGGGUGGUCUUCUGGACCGAGGCAUGAGCAAACAGGCGAUCGAAUGGCAUCGAAAGCUUCAGGAUUCUCAUCUGGCGAAACCUAGUGAUCUUAUACGGAUUAUUCCAUACGCCAUAUCACCAUCAUCACUCCCUCCCGCCAAUGAUUUGCUUUUAUUCGCCCAUCCGCGUCCUCGACUAAAGUCCAAAACACAAUACAUGCGGCUCAAGACCUUGAAGGCUCUAUGCCGUGGGAUUGAUCAUCGCAUCUACGGACCAGUCAUUCUGAAUUGCUUGGAGCAAGGCUAUGGAGAGGACGCAUUAGCAAUACAUGCCUGGUUGACUACCCGAUCUGACCAUCCUCGAUCAUUGCAGGAAAUUCAACCCUUAUUGGAAUUCACGAGGAAGUACGGACUUCGGCAAGAAUAUGACAACCUUCGAGAUUAUGCACAGAUGAGAUUUCCAUCCUUCUCGCCUGAACAAGAUCCGUCACAAGAACCACCAGCAAACGAGACCAAUAAAAAAGACCAGGGAAAUACAAAGUCCAGCCGACCGGGGAAACGUCAAUACAAAGACGAUAUCGCUGCCAGACUGUUUGCUACUCGUGCUCUCAAUUCAGACAUGGUGAUCGGCGGCCUCAGAAUGCUCGGAAUAUCCCAAAUUGGCCCUAGAACCUUUUGGGAGAUGGCUGUACGAGCUCAUGAUGGCCAGGAAAUCCUAGAAACUCUCAAAUUGCUCCGCCAGUCUGGCAUUACCACCGCCGACAGUGUCUUCGCGAGGCUGGUGCCGAAACUCGCAGCCCAAAAUCGCGAGUUCCUGCUUUCAGACUUGUUGCAAAGUGACCAACACCCUGAUGUUUUGGAGGAUGUGAAGCUGCAGGAAUCACUCUUGGUCUCAUACUACAUGGCUCGCGACUGGCGCCAGUACAAUAUGUCACUAGCUAUCCUGGGAGAGCAUUUUUCGGAUUCUCCAGGCUUACUAGAUAUCCACUUCCGCAAACACAUGGCCACCGGCGAGCUCAGCGCAGCUUCCAAGGUGGUAGAUGAACUUACCUUGCUUGGCAAGACCUUGAGUGAGGACAGCGUGGAUUUCAUGGCUGAAAAGCUCCUGCCGCGUCGCCGGAAGCACCACACCCCACAGGUGGGAGAAUGGCUACCUGCUCCGGCUGCCCGUGAUGCAUUGAUGUUUGUGUUCAAGGUACUCCAGCGCGUGGUUCCUACCGGAUGCUAUGUGAGCCCUGAUUUCUGGGAGGAACUUCUUAAGCGGCUGGGCAUGGGCAACCAUUGGGAUGAACUGCGGGAAUGCUCUCUGUGGCUCGUUCGUCAGUAUAAUCAUGGACUGGAAGGAAGCGGGAACCUCCGAGGGAUGUCUCCUGCCCAGCAAAGGCCUCUUGUUCGCUCGGACAGUCGGGUACUUGAUCUUAUCUUUGCCAAGAAGAUGCAACAAGCCAUCAUUUCCUGGGGCUUCAAGUUUCGUGUGACGCGUGACACAGAGAACAAAUACCCUUGUGAACACCCUGUUACAGGUGAUAAGCUUAUUCCUUGGACACGAGGCUUGAUACUUCUUCGGGAGCUGGAGGAAGCUGGUCUUACUCUUCAGUUGGGCGCAAUCCAGCAAGCGACUCGGGUCCGCUUGACUAUACUAUUUGGACUUUACUGUCAUUCUGCAGUGCGCUUCAACCGUAUGCUGCGGAGGGUCAAUCCCUACACUCAAGAUCGAGUAUUGAAAGAUAUCAACCUUGCCUGGGGAGAGUCCCUGUUCCAGAGGAGGGAACAUUUGCAACCGGAGAAGCUCCUGAACCCUACUCGCACAUACUUUUCACGGAGGAACUCGCGCGGUGUCAUGUUGUCACGAAGGCGAGCUCGAUGA